AUGGAUGAAUACACAGCUGAGGUCUUCGCCAAUCGCGAUGAACCUGUUCCACUCAUCGCCGUGUCGCAAAGUGAUAUCGACACUUCAUCCAGCGAGCCUGAACCUACCAGCCGCCGAAGUCGUCUUAAGCGCUCGUUAUCACCCUCUCGACUGAAGACCAAAGGUCAAGAAUUUGCCGCCGCUCAACUCGACAAAAGUCAGCUCAGUCCAGGCACUAAAGGUUCCUUACAAGAUCGACUCUUCUCCAAAGUCCUUCAACAAGUGAUCCCAUCGUCAGAAGAUGUUGAUGAUGACCUGGUUGACACGCCGGUGGAUCGAAGGUCGUCGAAAUAUGUCUCUCGCCCAGCCUUCUCGCUGCCAUUGAUGACGAAUAAUUUUCGUCGUUUCAAUGCACGCAUUGGAAUAGUAUUUGUCUUCCAAAAUCGCCUUAUCCGCCUCUUCACCUGGAAGACCCCAUCUCACACCCUGUCGUUUCUUGCAACCUAUACCUUUGUCUGUCUGGACCCACACCUCCUAAUUGUCGUUCCACUCGCCGUCGCGUUGCUGUUUAUCAUGGUCCCAGCCUUUACUUCACGCCAUCCACCUCCACCGCCAGCGACCACCAUUUCGAGCACCACUCCAUACUACCAUCAAAACUAUGCUGGUCCAGCACUUGCCCCUGCAAGGACCAUCAAACCUGCUAGCGAGACGUCGAAAGAUUUCUUCCGCAACAUGCGUGACUUGCAAAACUGCAUGGCGGACUUCAGUAAUCUGCACGAUGUUCUUGUAUCGACAAUCGCACCAGCCACCAACUUCAGCGAUGAAACGUUCUCCUCACAACUAUUCUUGUACUUGACCAUCCUGACCACUCUAUCAUUCAUCUCAGCUCACUUAUUACCGUGGCGCCUCAUCCUCCUCCUCGCAGGCUGGACAACCACCGUCAGCUCGCACCCUACAGCACAACAAUGGCUCGCCCGAAUGCAAAAGCGCGCUGAACGACAAGCAUCUCUCGCGCUCAACGACCCAACACUAAAACACCAGCGGUUCAUCCACGGCAUUCCCCUCCCCGCCACUCCCGCCGUAAUGCAAUCAACGCUUCAAUCCCUUUCCGCCAUAACCCUGUCCAGCACACCGGAAACCCAAGAAGUCGAGGUCUUCGAACUACAACACCGCCCACUCACCUCGGUCUCAUCUUCCGCCAACGCCCCAGCAACCGAAUGGCAACCCCAUCUCUUCACACCCAGCCCGUACGACCCACUCUCGCCAUCGCGCAUAGCAGGCGACCGACCCCGAGGAACACGAUUCUUCGAAGACGUAGCACCCCCGGAAGGCUGGGAAUGGGCCAGCAAGAAAUGGGAACUCGACCUCGAAGCCGGCGAAUGGGUGAACGAGCGACUCGUGGUCGGCGUCGAAUAUGACGUGUUACGGCACGACAACGACGACGACACCGUCUUCGACGAAACCAACGAGGAGGCCAUCACAUUCGACAACCCCACCACAAUCCCCGAAUCCCCCACCUCCCAUCACCAACGCACAUCCACCUCCACGUCCACCUCCCAGCACAGCAAACAUCCGUCCACGCACCGCCGCCGCGGCAGCGUCAACCUCGACUUCGGCGGCUGGGUGUGGGACCUGCCGCCGGUGCCGGGCAGCGGGCUGAACCGCGACGACGACCUGUGGCUCGCGUACGGCGACUACGACAUUCCGCGGGCGGCGGCGGAAGAGCGCAGUAAAGCCGAGAAGAAGAAGAGGGAGAAAGAGCAGCGCGAGAAGGAGAAGAAACGCGGUGCCAAGGUCAGUCUCGGUAGUGUCCGAGAUUGGGAGGAGGCGACGCGCCUCGAGAAUAAAGGCCGCACCGGCGAGUGGAGGCGCAGGAGGUGGGUCAGGCUUGUCAAGAGGCGAGUUGUUGGGCAUGGUGCUGCUGCUGUUGGGAGUGGUGUGGGUAGUGGGUUGUGA
This is a messenger RNA of Exophiala bonariae, 1935 nucleotides long. RefSeq lists its product as uncharacterized. The record is from RefSeq and is a predicted model, not a curated record. Lineage: Eukaryota; Fungi; Ascomycota; Eurotiomycetes; Chaetothyriales; Herpotrichiellaceae. Gene Ontology annotation, cellular component: peroxisomal membrane. Gene Ontology annotation, biological process: peroxisome organization. Bases 1 to 1935 code for a protein of 644 amino acids. The transcript has a single exon.